Daphnia magna is the source of this 2738-nucleotide messenger RNA. It is a transcript of the gene Traf4, whose product is annotated as TNF receptor-associated factor 4. Gene Ontology annotation, biological process: protein K63-linked ubiquitination; tumor necrosis factor-mediated signaling pathway; regulation of canonical NF-kappaB signal transduction. The transcript is spliced from 5 exons. Gene Ontology annotation, molecular function: protein binding; zinc ion binding. NCBI's taxonomy places the organism in Eukaryota, Metazoa, Arthropoda, Branchiopoda, Diplostraca, Daphniidae. The record is from RefSeq and is a predicted model, not a curated record. Gene Ontology annotation, cellular component: plasma membrane signaling receptor complex. The coding region runs from base 1155 to 2510 and encodes 451 amino acids.
GGGUCGUAGCGGCCACCCGAGGGGCAUUACUAUGUAAUUAGGUACAAACAUCUACUGAGGUCCUCGCUAUAGGGGCCCUGAGUAUAUAGUCUAAUCACCGGAAGAACUGAAAGUCCUUCUACAUAUAUAUAUAUAUUAUUAUUUUUUUUUCUUUUAAAAAAAAACGCACAGGGUGAGAUAAGGUAAAAAUAUUUCUAGAAGGAAAAAAAAAUGAAUUUGUUGGUUAGGUGCGCGUCGGUUGGAAGAAGUCGUGGGAACUGGACGCGCGUUCACUUUUUAUUUAUUUUCUUUUUACCCAUUUCGGUCGGGAGAGUCAAGGACUAUCUCACGUGUGGAGAAUGGGAGGGGGAUGAUUGAGGUGAGAUGCCACCAACCGACGCUAUAUUGCUCAACAUAUUCGACGCCAUUUUGUUGCUGUUGAUAUCCGUAUAGCCGCUCUACGUGAUUUGAAUCGCGUGCUCUGAAUCCAUCAGCAAAAAAAUAAAAUUUCAUUUUCGAUUCUCUUUGCACCGAAAGUUUCUUAAAAGAAAAUAUGCAUAUGUUGCUGCAGUAUAGAAAGAAGUUGAACCGAAUUGACCUUUCCUUGGAAAAGGGGAAACACUUGUGGAUUAUAUCGCCGCAGUGUCUUUGACGUCGUUCAAGAGCGUGAGACUCUCUUCAUCUUCUUCUUUUCUAUAUGAAGAAAAGAAAAGCAACAAAAAAAUUACAAGAAGAAAAGUGUUGAUGAUGAUGAUACUAUGGCCCUAUGUAGAUCCCUCCUAGAAAGAAAAGAAAAAAAGUCACGCGUUCACACACAUUCGAAAAGACAGGGGUCAAAAGGUUUUUUCUUUUCCCCUCCACCGAUGGGAGUGGUUAAGUCUCAACAACAGACGGGCCGGAUGAGCAUCAACCCCGCGGAAUACAACACAAAAAAAAAAAACCAAUAAGAGAAAACCUUUUUCCUCCUCUUCUCAGUAGACGAAAUAUCCACCGCUGUGGCACAAGUGCGUGAGAGAGUUGGUGCCAGACCAAGCGGAAAGUGACUAAGCCCCUUUAGUCUGUAGCGGACCGUUCAGCCGAGCGGUUGUGUUCUUAUAUUCCUCGUUAUAAACCAAUAGGAGCGCCCCUCGAUCGAUCGUGUUACAUCCCAUUAGAAAAGAAUCUCUUCGAAAAGAAUGGCCCCGAUUGUCACGUCGUGGUCGUCUUUGGAUUACGAAAACGGCCAACAACAGAGGACCAACAAGAUGAAACAGCAACAGUCUCAGCCUUCGUUGUCCGUCUAUCAGCCGUUCCGUUUGCGUCAGAACAGCGUCAGUGUCACCCCGCCAUCGAUGAACAGCAGUUUGAAAAGUUACGGUAGUGUCAGCUCGUUCGAAUCGUCCGAUCCGUUCGCAAGUCUGUUGCCCAACGUUGGCGGUGCCAAUCCGGGACCGACGAAACCACCGAGAGCUUUGCAUCCGUCCCCGGGUCGUGGCACCGGUAAUCGACACCAUCCGCCUCCGCUCUCAAUUGGCGGUCACGACCACUCAAAGUUCCAUCAUGUGCGUCAUCUUCAGGGUCAAAUAGUCACCAAUCGUAGCAAAUCGCACUCGGAUCUGAGUCACGUUGGCACUUGCACGAUGGAACCGGUUUAUUGCGACAACAAAUGCGGCCAGAAAAUCAGCCGCAAGCAGAUGAUGCAGCACAAGGCCAUCGAGUGCGGAAAGCGUCUGGUCGCCUGCCGCUAUUGCGCAAAAGAUUUCAGUUACGACACGCUACAAGCCCAUCACGCCAAAUGCGGUCGCUAUCCAAUCGCUUGCCCGAACCAAUGCGAUUCGCCCAAAGUUGUGCGCGAGGAACUCGAAUCCCAUUUGAAAGACAACUGCCCGGCUCUGAUGGUCUCGUGUCCUUUUAAAGAGGCCGGAUGUCGAUUCAAGGGUCCUCGAUUCUCUCUGGACAAACACCAAGAGGAAGGCAUGAAGCAGCACUUGCUGCUCAUGUGCGGAUUAGCCACCCGCCAGCAGCAACAGCUUUCCACGUUGCGCUCCACCGUGUCACGCGUGUCGCUUAAUUAUACGGGCACAUUUCUCUGGCGCAUCAAUGACGUCCAGACCAAAAUCGCAGAAGCGCGAAUCAAAGAAGGUUUCGAACUCAUCUCGGCCCCUUUCUACACCAGCCAGUACGGCUACAAACUGCAGGCGUCCCUGUUUCUCAACGGUAACGGAUCCGGUGAAGGAGCUUAUGUCUCUAUUUACAUCAAAAUCUUGCCGGGAGAAUACGACGCCCUCCUUAAAUGGCCUUUCUCUCACACCGUUUCGUUCACGCUCUACGACCAGGCGGCCAAUCCCGACAAGGCGUGUAAUAUCGUCGAGAGUUUCAUUCCCGAUCCGACGUGGGAGAAUUUUCAGCGGCCAUCGCGCGAGCCCGACGCUCUCGGAUUCGGAUUCCCGCGUUUCGUUUCGCACGACAUGCUCAAGAAACGUCAUUUUGUCAAGGACGACGUUCUCUUUCUCAAAGUCCGUGUCGAUCCGGCUAAAAACAUGGCCGUCUAGUUUAACUUUCUUGUUUUUUUUUUUGGCUUCACACAAAUUUUGUGUCACUUGAAAGAAAACCAAAUCGAAAUUUUUGACACGUGACCAACAUGUCAGAAGUGAAAAAGAAUAAUAAUAAUUUUGUUUUCUUCUAUGAUAUAUCCCAGCAAAUGUUCCUUCCCUAAAUGUUUUGUACAUUUUUAUACAUAAUUAAAUACACUCGCCUACCACAUUUUUUUGAAUUUCAAA